UAUAUAUAUAUAUAUAUAUAUAUAUGUAUAUAUGGAUGUGCAACAUGGAUAUAUGUGUAUAUACAUGCAGACACAAUUGAUCUAUCGAUCGACAAAAUCACGACAUAUGUGACACAAGUACACUACAUACACGCAUACAACAAAUUUAACAAACAAACACUCAUACACAUACACACACGCACACACACGCGUGAACAUACGAUUGCGGAUCUUUAAAUGUAAAACGUAAAGAACUGUUAUAGGAAAAAAAUCUUCUUAUCUUCGCCAAUUUUGUGUUACUUGAGAAAAUAAAAUACAAUUUCGAUAACAUCAAAGAAAUUCUUCCUCUGUUACUGUAAUAAUUUAUUUACUAUAAUAAUUUGUUAAAAAUGAAGUCCUUAUUGUAAUCAUAUCGUAUCAUAUUCUCAUUGGUAGCAGACACAAAAUAAUGUGUAAUUGUAAAAGAAGACGAAAAAAGAAAAAAAAUUGAAUAGUACAAAAAAAAAGUUUUUUUUUUAUUUUUUCUUUUUUUUUUAACGAGAGAAAAUAUGUCUUCCUUUAAUCGUGAAAGAUGCACUUGGAAAAUAUCGUGGAAGAGAGAGAGAGAAAGAGAAAAUGAAAGAGUACGCUUAGCGAUUUAGAAAAAUCAAUCAUAGAUCCUACCUCGUGUGAUCCUAAAGCGCCGUCUAUCUGUGGGACAUACUACCACCAACUUAUGGAUUUCAUCAGGAGAAUCAGAAGAAGGGGUCAGAACAGACAGGACAGAGAGUGGGACAGAGCCAGGAGGACAGGUCAAGCAAUUGCAGGUGUCGCGUUGCACGCUCACGAUUUCUACCUUUAACGUUGUAUUAAUUAAACAUUUAAAAAUUCAUUCAGUUCGAUGUAUUCCUUCGAUCAGUAAAUUAAUAAAGAGAUUAACUUUGAUUUCUUUAUCUCAUUAAUAUUUAUCCCAGUGAACUCUGCGAAAAGGAUUAAUAUUCGAAGAAAAGAGAAAGAGAUCAAUGUCCGCUUUGCUCUAUCCGAUCGCAUUGCUGGUUCCAUGAACUCAAUGCAAUUAACGAUCGGUUAUUUGGAAAUGUAAUUUUCUGCGUGUUCUGCGGUUGAACAUAGAGGGAUGGCUUUCUUAUGUCCAGUACGCAUACGUCGAGGGAAAAAAAAGAAACCUGGAAUUCAUAACUUUAACUUGGAAAAGGAUUGCGUUGGUGCAGGAGGUACAGGACUUGGCGUAGGAACCAGAGCCCCAUUACCACCUGGUCGUAUAACAGGAAGUGCCAGUAUAGAAACUUUAGUAAGAGUUGGUAUAGAAAAGGAAAAUGGACUUUCUCCGGAUAGUAAAAUGGUUAUAGUUCAUGACUUUACUCCAUGCGUUGAUGAUGAGCUCCAAGUCAAAAGAGGACAAGUUGUAAAUGUAUUAUAUAGAGAAAAUGACUGGGUAUAUGUAAUAGCAGCAGACACACGUAUGGAAGGAUUCGUACCACAUUCUUACUGUGCACCUUAUACGUCACAGUUAGCUGAAUUAACUCUUGCUACUCUUAUGAAUAAUGUCAAAAAAAAAUUGCCUAGAUCUAAUGAGGGUGAUGGUGAUAUCUCAAGUACAGGUCGUUCUCAAGCAUUAGAUGCACAACAAACUGAUACAGGAUCAGCAUCAGAUUGUGAAAGUUAUACUCGCAAUGUUGUAACUGCAGAUAUAAAUGUUAAUAGAUCUAAUAUUACUCAAUCACAAAAUUCUAUACAAACUAUAUCUUCUCAACCAGAUGUGCAUCCCUUUUUCAAGGAUCCUUCAGCUGGAAGGUAUAUUGUGUUAUAUACAUUUGUGGCAAGAGAUGAAAAUGAUGUAAGCGUGGAAAGAGGAGAAUUUGUGACAGUCCUCAAUAGAGAUGACCCUGACUGGUUUUGGGUGCUUAGACAUUGCGAUGGUAACGAAGGAUUUGUACCAUCUGGAUUUGUUUAUCCAGGACACGUACUUCAUUCGUACGCGACAACAGGUACCGCUGCAACAACAACAACGUCUACGGAAACGCAUACUUUAGAGACUGGUAAUGGAAAUAUAACGGGAAGUGAACAAUUACAACAGAAAAGUUUACGAGACUUCAGAGAAGAAACUCCUGGCACCGAAUUAGUUGUACUUUAUGAUUAUAAGGCGCAGGCGCCAGAUGAUUUGUCAGUAAGACGAGCCGACUGGAUAUAUGCAGAUUUGGGAAAUCAAACGGUCGAUGGUUGGCUUUGGGCGUAUGCACCCAAAACCCGGAAAUAUGGUUUUAUUCCUAAGGCAUAUGCCCGUCCUCCUGCUAUGACCAGCUUGUGAUACGUAUAGCAAUUUUGUAUUCUUAUCUUUUAUAUAUAUACAUAUGUAUAUAUAUGUGUAUAUAUAUAUAUAUAUAUAUAUAUAUAUAUAUAUAUGUAUAUAUAAUUUUUUUAUAUCAAUACAGUAUUUCUAUAUGGUGUUCUUGUUAAAUCAUAUUCUUGUUAUAUCUCUCACAAUAAUGGAAUAUCGUAAACGAGCGUUCCCUCGUUAUUAAUGUGCAUCACAUUAUGGAUAUCUAAUAUUUCAAAUAAUCUUAUUGUUUCAUUUAGCGAUUGCUGUGGUAGAUAUUUUCCAAUUAUGAAAACGUGACUAAUGAAUGAUAACGUUCACGUUGAGAUUGGUACAUCCGGAAGUAAUAUGACUGAUCAAGCCUUCGUGAAGAACGAUACAAUCACCAUUUAAAAAAACUUCUCGCGGUCGUUGAGCUGUCCUUAGUGAAUUUAUUGGACCCGUGUACGUUAAUGAUCGGACACUUUCAGUAUCGAUAUUAUCCAUGGCCUGUUCAAAGAGCUUUUGUUCCUUUAACGUAUAUUUGACAAUAUCGUGAAUAAUGAAUAGGUCAACGUACUUGAAUACUACAUCGGAGAAUAUUUGUGGCAUUUCCGAUAUCCAAUCCCGCGACCCAGACGAUUAUUAUAUUCUUCUCAUAUUGACCUUCUCCACGAGUAUAAACCUCGUCAGAAGGUGAAUAAUGAUUUAUGGAGUUUAAGCGAGCAGCUAAUAGCGGAAGAGGUAGACGAUUCCGGUAUUUAGGAUUGAUCUGAUUACUAUUGAAUACUCUUGAAGCAGAAUCUCUUGUAAUAACAUAUAAAUUCACGUUAAAGAUACGUUCUACCGGUUAAGUCAAAUUAAAUAGAAGUGCUUGUUACUUAAUCAAAAUUGAUUAAAGUUCAUCGAUGUUAUAAUUGUUAUACUCACGAUAAUUUAUCAGAUACCAAUAGAAGUGCUAAACAUCGACUGGUAUCAUAAGAGAGUGCUUCGAAACUAAUGAUCAAUGUGCUUUUCACACCAGAUUCAACGCUCAGAAUAGGUACUUCCGGAUGAUCAAAAAGGAAAUGAUGCGUAAGUGCCGAAAAUGCAAUGUUAACGUCGCAAUCGAUGCAAGGACAGCGUAUCGGUCUACGAGAGUAUUCCCACGUAGUCUGUCCAUUAAAUUUAAAUUCGUUAUUGCAUCGAUCUUGUUCGCUCUUCCGUAUUAUAUUAUAAUAACUGUGUUGCUGAUAUCUGCCAUCGCUUUGUUCCACAUUAGAAUCAUUAGAAUAAGAGGUGAUCAUCGAUUCGGGUACUUCAACUUUACAAGUCAUCGCUUUGUUCCCUCCUACAGAUAGACAUCGUGUUAUUGUAAAGUUCAAGAUUUUUUUUUUCCUUUAUCUACCAUAUUUGGAUAUAUAUCGGUUCUUGUCGUUGUCGCAAUUCGUUUGUACUUAUUAUUCUCAGAUCAUGAGUUUAUAAAAGAAACAACGGUCAUCGGUGCCACUGACGUAGCAGCACUUGACAUGUUAAAUUAUAAACGUAAUAAGAAGAAUAGAGUUGGGUGAGAAAAAAUUAAAAAAAAAA
Messenger RNA from Vespa mandarinia (Asian giant hornet), 3841 nucleotides. RefSeq names its product SH3 domain-containing protein Dlish-like. The record is from RefSeq and is a predicted model, not a curated record. Lineage: Eukaryota; Metazoa; Arthropoda; Insecta; Hymenoptera; Vespidae. Gene Ontology annotation, molecular function: protein binding.